Molecule: messenger RNA, 1057 nt
Organism: Aplysia californica (California sea hare)
Lineage: Eukaryota; Metazoa; Mollusca; Gastropoda; Aplysiida; Aplysiidae
Product: rRNA-processing protein fyv7
Exons: 4
Coding region: 185-646 (153 amino acids)
Source: RefSeq, a predicted model, not a curated record
UUUUUCUUAAAAGACUUCUACUUUCUGCAACAACAACAAACCAAUGUGUUCUUUGGCUAAAGGCCUCGUUGGCUAAAAGUAAAAGGCAAGCUGUUUACAGACUAUUAUUCGUAUACUAUAGUAUAGAUAGAGUUGUAAUACAGUAGACCUAGACCUUCUACUGACCUUUGAAUCAUCAGUCACAAUGAAUAGAGCAAAGAAAAAGGGUGAAGACUUCAAAACAUUUUUUGGAAACAAAAAAGAAGGGCAAGGAUUUGCUGAUAAAAGGAAGAAAAAAGCUGCUUAUGAAUACCUGAAGCUUCUGAAGAAAGAGAAGCAGCAAAAGAUCCGUGAGGGAAAAGAACCGGAGAAGCACAGACCUUUAGCCUUUCUCAGUCCACACGGGAAAGAUAAAGGAAAGAAAUCUCAUGCCUUCAGUGCAGCGCAGAAAGUUGCUCAGAAAAAACAAGAGGAAAGGAGGAAAAAGCAAGAGGAAGGACAGCAGGUGCAGCAGGAAAAGGAAACGGCCUUGAAGGCGUACAAAGAUCGGAAGCGAGAGCAGCACCUCAAACUGUGCAAGAAGACAAGCAAAGGCCAGCCGGUCAUGAGGCAUCAGAUGGAAGUCUUGUUGGAGAAGAUCAAGAAGCAGAAAGGAGGAGGGUCUUAAUAUUUUGUUUUGUUUUUUGUUUCUUUGGUGUAUGUAUGUAAUGUUGUGUUUGUGUUUGUGAAUGCAGGUGAUGUAAAAAAAAAAAUGAUAGAUAGGCUCUGGAUAUGAGAGGGAGGUUUGUGCAUUGUGAGUGUGAGAGUUUUGGUUGUUGUGAAUUUGUCCAGCUGGAUGCGUCUCUAGUGAGGCUUUUGAUUGUGUGCUGCUGGGCUUGAACUUGAAAUAAGUUGUUGGACUGCUGUACUGUAAAUAAUUUUGUACCUUGUAUAUAUAUCAUCUCCGUUUUGCCUGAUGUCUGUUACAAGGUGAUUGGUUCUCCUUUGUACUGAAAUGUACACCUGGUUCUUUUGUUUUUAUUGCUCUCUCACUCAGUCUGAAUGUGCAUGAAGUCCAAUAAAGUGUUAUUUAUCAAUA